AUGAAUCUCUUCUUACAACAUGGUGUACCGCCAUUGCCGCAAAACUUCACGGUUUAUCACAGAAUUGCCAGUGAAUGUUUUGGACUUCGUGAAACUGAUGGAAUGAGUUUGUGGAAGGAUCUUCGGACGUUUUUAUUUCAACUUGUACAAGCAAUCAAAGUCUCAGAUGUUCCCGACAACAGUGCAAUUGAAAAGUUUGAUCAACUUCUAUUAAUCGCUCAUUAUUACGCUACACGUGCUGCUUGCCGUCAAAUUUCAGCACUUCAAAAUAUUGCAGCAAAAAUUUCUAUCGCACUUCUCCGUUAUACUGACAUUAUUCCAUGUGAUAAAGGAUUCUAUGAAGCUGGAAUGGAUUUGAGACAACAAGGAAGAGAAUCAGAAGCUUUCGUCAUGUUGAAUCAUUAUUUGGAUGUUUGUGAGGCAAUCGAAGAAGGCUCUGGGGAUUUAGUUGAUCAUACAGAUUUAUCAUCAACUGACUUUCCAAGCUCUGUUCCUAUUCCUGAGUUUAUGCAUCUGAGACACGAAGUAAAGCUUCAUGAAGAAGUUCGAGAUUGGAUUCUUGCCAUCAGCAUGGAUCAAAAAGUCGAUCAAACACUUCCGACCGACGACAGAAAUCUUUAUGAAAGUAGUUUGGGAAUUGGCGAUGCUGCUUGUUUAAUUUCCGGUUAUCCUGUUUUAGGACGUCAGCCAAUCACUUUUCAACGAUCAUCUUUACUUGCUAAUCGAGAUAUUUGGAGUAAAUUGACAGUGGCUGCAAAAAUGUCACCUCACACCGAUGCACCUGAUGUUAUAGAAUUCUUGGAACAAUGGCAAGGGCCAGCAAAUUAUAUAAACAAUUAA
Clunio marinus is the source of this 840-nucleotide messenger RNA. The record is from the annotation of a GenBank genome assembly. NCBI's taxonomy places the organism in Eukaryota, Metazoa, Arthropoda, Insecta, Diptera, Chironomidae.